Molecule: messenger RNA, 2976 nt
Organism: Symbiodinium sp. CCMP2592
Lineage: Eukaryota; Dinophyceae; Suessiales; Symbiodiniaceae
Source: the annotation of a GenBank genome assembly
AUGUCUGGUCGGCAUGAAGGUGGAACAGGACCAAGCUGGGAGGAGCACCACGCGCAGCUUGAUGCUUUGAUCGCGCAGUUGCAUGCCAAAGCAUGGAUAGCAGCCGGAGGGCAAGCCAAGGAUCCUCCCACAACAAGAGGUAGACCUUCUAAAGGUGUACCUGCAGAGGCAAAGCAGCCGGGGAUGAUUCCAAGUGUGGUGCAGGGAGCCUCGGAUGACGGCUAUCGUGACGAAGGUGUCACGGGAUCAUUUUCGCAUCUGGCCACGGUCGAGGACAAUCAGGGAAUUCCACAGCCGCACCCGCCUCGCCUGCAGUCCGAAACGCCAAGCAAGACGAACCCGCCAGCGAACCUCGAGCACGACCACCUCAAUAGGAGGCACACCUCCCCGGAUGUGAUGCCACUGCUGUUGGGAGGCCGCCGCCCCCUCGGAGGGAUCCUCUGCAGCCCAACUCCUUCGGAAGCUGCGGCCAAUGGCGCAUGCGACGGAGUCCCUGCAGAAGGCUUCGAGAAAGAGGUUAUGCUCACCGCGGAGAAAAUCUCCCGGACUCUGGACUCUCUGCAGGCAUGCUGGUCCUCUUGGCUAUGCGAAGAUGCAGUAGAAGGAUCGCAGAAGUGCCCACCCGCCUCUGCAACGCGGUUGGUCGACUCGGCAUCCCCGGUUUCAAGCCGAUCGCUGCUCCAGACUCCUUACGAGCCUCGCGAUCGAGCGAGCGGCUCUCCCUCCAAGUGCCUGGACCUCGAGAAGUCGCAGCUUUUCGAGACCCCUCGAGAACAGAACUUGGAGCUUGAGCUGCGGCAACAAGCCGCGCGACGACAUGUUCUGAAGGUUCUGCGCGCCGGCAACUCAAAGCACCAACGGAACCGCGCGCCCUGUGGCUUCCAUGGCGCUGAGGAUUGGAAGGGGAGGGCGACACAGAAUCGCAGUGGUCUUCAAAGCUCCAUGCAGAGAAGCCGUGCAUGCCCCGCAUGCAGCAAGGCGAUCUGUGGGAAUUGCGCUCCCUUGUUUUCGACCGAGUCAGACGGCUCUUGUGCGCCUGGUCCUGAAAAGAUGGGGAGCCAUGGUGCGACAAGGAGACGCCACAGACAUGUGCAAAUCUUCCAAGAGACCAGCCUGUUGCAUCUCAAGGGUCCUUGGCCGGACUACAGCGAGAUCCACCCGACGAGGUGGCAGAGAAGUCUUGCAUGCCUGGCGGUCCCAGGCGCUCAAUGCCUCGCGGAAGCCCUGGUGCCAAAGUGCCACGGAAAGCCAAAGGAUCCUCCCAGUCUCCGAGUCCGAGGAGACGCGCUGGCAACUCAUGUUGGCCACAACUUUUCGGAUGUGGGCAGGAGCUUUUCCAUCACAAACAUCCCAGAGCAUGGACAGUCCUCAAAAGAUCGGAGCAUGAGUUCCAAGUGGAUAUGGCUGCUGGUGGCAGUUGCAAGGUCUGCAGCUGGCUGCCCUGAGGGCUUCAGGUCUUUCAAUGAAAAAUGUUACAUCUUCACGGAGGAGAAGGGGAGCAUGACGCAGUGCCAGGACCGGAUAUGCAGCGGUUUGGGUGCGACCUUGGCAGUGAUCCAUGACAUCGACACACAGUUUUUCCUGGUGAAUCUCACACAGGAGUUUCAGGGACCGGCUUAUGUAGGUCUUUUCGAGAGGGGCGUCAACGAAAGCGGUGAUUGGACCUGGGUCGACGGCAGCAACUUUAGCUUCGAGCCGGAUGCUAACGGGAGUCAGUACCCCCUAGCCGGAUGGGCCCUCUCCGAGCCUGACAACUGGUGCUUGGACGAGGAUUGUGCUGCCUUGGGUGUUGAGUUCCUACCGAACUACUCGGCGAGGGGCAUCCCAUGGCUGUCUUCCCUCUUUGCGCCGCUGAAGUCCAAGGGUCUCAUCGACAUCUCCUGCAACACACAGCUCCAUUGCCUGUGCCAGGAGGGCCAGGAGGUCUCCGAGGACUUCCUAAACUGGGAGUUCAACAACUCGGCCUUGGACAAUGAGAACAGCCUCCAUGUGAACGCCACGUAUCUCCAGAACUACAUGACCUGCUUCUUCAAGCGGACUCGCUGCUGGUGGUACAACAAUCAGACCUUCCAGGGAUCCUUCCUGGGCCUGGGCUUCCUCUGCCUCGGCUGCCUCAUCUACAGCAUGACGGGCUGUCAAGAAGGCGAGGGACCUAAGCCGGCCGUGACGCUCGGCGAAACCUCGGCUUCCUCGAACUACGGUCAGCUUCUGGAGGCCUGUGACCGCCAGAACGAGGUGGACAGCAUGGUGGACAGGUGGAUUGUGAAAGGUUCCUGGGCAUCCAUGCUCUACGGGAUCCUCCUGGUGGGCCUGUCGGUGUCCACCGUCUGCCACGUGAACUUCGGCAUCGGCUUCGGCUUUGGUGUCGACGGGCUUCUGGCCCUUGCCAUGUGCGGAGCACAAGUGAUCAUCAGUGCUUCUGCCUGUAUGGUACAGAAGCAUUUGUCGACGCCUUCCAGGAUGGUCGUGGCAUGGUGGGUGCUUGCUUUUGCCCUCGCGAAAGUCGGCAUGGCCAUCGGAGACCUCAUCCUGGCGGUGAUGUACGUGACAGAGACCUUGGGUGGCUUCGUGCGCGAGAAUGCCAGCUUUUGCAGUGCUGGCUACCUUUUCUGCUGGAUGCUUAUGGUGUCCAUGGUCUGCCAGAGCGUGGCAGGCAUGGCGAUAGCGCGGAUCCACACUCGAGCAGCCCAGCACAUGGGUGGGAUUUCAAGCCUCACAAAGAUCAUCGGUUGCUCGGGCUUGCUCUUCAUCGUUGCCACCUUUGGGGCUGGUCUGGGGCUUGGCGUGUGCUGUGGGCUCUUUAUCUUCGAUGACUCCUCCGAUGCAGUGGAUCCGAUGUUCGGCAUCGCCUUUUCCUAUUUCGCCGCGGCUCUCUUUCACUUCCUGGCCGGUGCCGGCAGCCUGCGUGCGAACACGCAGGUGAGGACACACUAUCAACGGGGUGCACGGACCAUCACCGAGAUGCAGAACUUCUAG